AUGAACGUUAGUACUAGUGCUUUAGGAGUAAGAAGGAGGAAAGUUGCUACACAAAAUAUUGACGAUGAAGAGAAUGCUGCGGUGUUGAAAUUAGGACCAGAAUUUCAACUAACUCAGAUAACAAAUACUGGGGAAGAGCAACAGUUGAUAGCGCUCAAUUUAUCCGAAACCAGGUUGUUAAUCAGAGCAGCAUUGAAAGAACGAAAGAGAAAUCAAAAACCAAAAAGUCGUGCCAAUCAACUGUCUCAAUUGGGCUCUGACGAACCAAUGGAUUCAGAUGAGGAUGAGGAUGAGGAUUUGAACAAUACCAAAGAGGACGAGAUUUCUAAUAUGGAAUUAGCAGGACCCAACCUGAACGAAGUUAUACACAAGACAUUAAACUAUUUAACCAAUUUUGCAAGAUUCAAGAACAGACUGAGUUGUGAAACGGUUGAGAAGUUACUCAAUGAUUUCAAUGAGCAUUGCAAGGAGUACUUGCAUCCUUUUGAAAUUGCACAAUUGGGAACGUUAGAAUGUGAGGAUGCUGAAGAGGCAAAAAGUUUGAUACCGAGCUUACAGAACAAAGUGUCCGAUGUUCAGUUGCAAAGUUUGUUGACGGAAUUGAGAAAGUAUCAAACUUUGUCAUAA
This is a messenger RNA of Lodderomyces parapsilosis, 627 nucleotides long. It is a transcript of the gene RPB4, whose product is annotated as DNA-directed RNA polymerase II subunit. NCBI's taxonomy places the organism in Eukaryota, Fungi, Ascomycota, Pichiomycetes, Serinales, Debaryomycetaceae. Gene Ontology annotation, biological process: positive regulation of translational initiation; transcription initiation at RNA polymerase II promoter; nuclear-transcribed mRNA catabolic process, deadenylation-dependent decay. Gene Ontology annotation, molecular function: nucleotide binding; translation initiation factor binding. Gene Ontology annotation, cellular component: P-body; RNA polymerase II, core complex. The transcript has a single exon. Bases 1 to 627 code for a protein of 208 amino acids. The record is from RefSeq and is a predicted model, not a curated record.